Asparagus officinalis (garden asparagus) is the source of this 1342-nucleotide messenger RNA. RefSeq lists its product as uncharacterized. The coding region runs from base 345 to 1151 and encodes 268 amino acids. The transcript has 2 exons. The record is from RefSeq and is a predicted model, not a curated record. NCBI's taxonomy places the organism in Eukaryota, Viridiplantae, Streptophyta, Magnoliopsida, Asparagales, Asparagaceae.
GAUAUGUUGUCAUUGAUGUGUGAUAGAAGUUGAUAUGUUGUCAUUGAUGUGUCUUUUCUUUGAUAUGUUGUCAUGAAGUGUUUGAAGUUGAUAUGUUGUCAUUGAUAUGUCUUUUCUUUGAAAUGUUGUCACUUUCAUUUUUCAUCUAUAAAUAACAUAUCAUACUUCAAGAAACAUACAUCUUCUUCAUUUGUGUUAUAGAUGACUUCAAAUCAACGAAGUUCUUCAUACACAAAUGCCACCUCUGCCAUGUAUAUCUUGACAUUUCCCAAAAUCCGAUCAUAGGUAUAAACCAAUCUAAGGAUCAAUUUUGGUCUCGAGUUGAGAGUGAUUAUCAUAGCUCAAUGCCUGCUUUUAUCACUCAAGUUCGACCCAGAAGAUCUUUGCAAUGUCGAAUGCAAACUCUGUUAACUGCAAUUGGCAAGAUGAGGGGAUGUGUAAGACAGGUUGAAAAUUUAAAUCCAAGCGGUGCUUCUGAACAAGAUAUUUUCAAUCGGGCUAAAGUGUUGUUUGCUCAGGAUAAGAAUUAUAAGAAGGGAUUCAAAUUCGAUCAUGUAUGGCCCAUCUUGAAAGAUAUCGAAAAAUUUGCAGAUGUUAAUGCUGGAAUUCAAGUGGGACGUAUGCAACAUGGUAACUUUGCAUCAUCACAAUCAGAGUACUCUCCCACUUCAGACUCUCCCACACAAGCAUCUCCUGGACUGGCUUCAUUCGAUUUUAAUAUGAAUGACAAUGAUUUUGGUGGUACUUCUGAAAGACCUAUAGGGGUACGGAAAGCAAAAUUUAAAAAGAGAAAUGAUGAAGAAAGUUCUAAGUUUAUGGAGUAUAUGAAAGAAGAGAAUCAAAAAAUGCUUGCAAUUAUGGAAAAAAAUAAUGCUGAUAGGCAACUAAAUUAUGAAAUCCAAAUGUUACGAGCUCAAACUGCAGCCAAAAAAGUGGACGUGGAAGAAUUACGAGAAGAAAAUUUAAUUUUACUGAAAGAUUUGACACAAGUAACUGAUCCAAAACUACAUGAGUUUCUUGUACAAGAACAAUCAAGAAUUAUGCAUAAAAGAACUAAACAAGGUGAAGGAUCUCAAAAUACCGGUUCUGGUACUUUUGCCCAAUAUUUCGAGCAUCUUCGUCCUUCUGAUGAUAAUUUCCUAGAAUACUGAAAUGUUGUUUUAGUUUAUGUUCAAUGUUCUAUUUUCCUUUAAUUUUAAUGUAUUGCAAUUAGUGUUAAUUUCCAAUGUUGUUCUAGUUUAUGUUCAAUGUUCUAUUUGGUUCUAGUAUUAUAAAAUUUUAAGUGUUUGGAUUAAACUAUCUAUUUUUUCCAUUGUUGAAUUUUAUUUUAAUAAUUAUUUUA